UUUCGAUCGAUGAACGUUGCAAGAUGCUCCGUGUCGGAAAAGAUUCAGCUUUUAUACUGUUGGAGAGGAAGAAAAUUAGAUCAAUCUAAGACGAUUUUAAUGACAAGAGCUCGUCCCGAAAAGUUGCAAGAUCGACAGUGAAACUACAUUUACAGGCGUACGAUAAGUGCCUAUUAUGAAGUUAUCUGACCUAGUUCAGAUAGAAGGUGAACUUCUACUCGCUGUGAUUCAAGGUCUAAAAGGCAGAGAAAUCGGAGGACGAUUAAAAUUCCUCCUCUUCCUUCGUCACGUGAUCCAAUAAGAUGUAGUAUAUAAACUCUCGAGAAAUCUCAGCAGAACAUCAUCGACGAUUCAUCCACAGCUAACCAUGAAGUACCUGAUCCUCGUCGCCCUCUUUGCAGCCACUCAGGCUAUUCCCCUGUACCACUUUGGUACCGGUGCCAGCACCCAAUUCCGUAAUCAGGAUCCCGUUGGCAACUACAAUUUCGGGUACAACGAAGGCCACGCCACAGGAGGCACCUUCCGUAGGGAAUCUGGAGACAUCGCUGGCAACAAAGUUGGUUCAUACGGCUUGACUGAUGCCGAUGGACGUAGACGAGUUGUCAACUACGUAGCCGAUGCUGCCGGUUUCCGUGCCACCAUCAACACCAACGAACCAGGUGUCGAUCCAUCCAAAGACCCAGCUGCAACAGCAGUCAACAAAGGUGCCAUCGCUCCAGGUCUUCUUCACCACGCUGCUUUACCAUUAGCUCAUUACGGAGCCCCAUACUACGGUGCACAUUUGGGAUACGCCGGCCAUUUUUGGUAAAAACAAUCGCAUUUUGUUAGCAUCUGCACUCUUCGUUGCUUUAUAAAUUGUUUGUUUGCAUAAAUAAACGCACAAGGUAUGCUAAAACUCUGCUGGGUGUGAGUGUUUUAUGUAUAAUAAAAUUAAAC
This is a messenger RNA of Centruroides sculpturatus (bark scorpion), 936 nucleotides long. Its product is annotated as cuticle protein 14-like. The record is from RefSeq and is a predicted model, not a curated record. The coding region runs from base 368 to 808 and encodes 146 amino acids. The transcript is spliced from 5 exons. Gene Ontology annotation, molecular function: structural constituent of chitin-based larval cuticle. Lineage: Eukaryota; Metazoa; Arthropoda; Arachnida; Scorpiones; Buthidae. Gene Ontology annotation, cellular component: chitin-based extracellular matrix.